CCAUGCCCGCCGCCGACACCGCCGGGCCGCCCGUUGCGGGCGCAACGCAUGGAGCGUGAGCGACGGCGGUCGCCGGGCUGAGCCGCGCCGAGCGGCCGGGACGUGGAUGCAGCCGCGAUCUCCCGCCCCCGCCCCGCUGAGCAGGAGCUGCUCCCGGACAAGAUAUGAGAAAUGAGUGUUGGACGUCGAAGAAUAAAGUUGUUGGGUAUCCUCAUGAUGCUAAAUGUCUUCAUUUAUUUGAUUGUCGAAGUCUCCAAAAGCAGUAACCAAGAAAAAAAUGGAAAGGGGGAAGUAAUAAUACCCAAAGGAAAGUUCUGGAAGAUAUCUGAACCUCCUGUGGCAUAUUGGAACAGAGAACAGGAAAAGCUGAACAGGCGAUACAAUCCCAUUUUGAACAUGUUGACCAACCAGACAGGGGAAGUAUACGGGUUUUCUAAUAUAAGCCAUCUGAAUUAUUGUGAACCUGACCUGAGGGUCGCAUCAGUAGUUUCAGGCUUUGACAAUUUGCCUGACAGGUUUAAAGACUUUCUUCUGUAUUUGAGAUGUCGAAAUUACUCACUGCUUAUAGAUCAGCCAAAUAAGUGUGCAAAGAAACCCUUCUUAUUGCUGGCGAUUAAGUCGCUCACUUCACAUUUUGCUAGAAGGCAAGCAAUUCGGGAAUCCUGGGGCAGAGAAACCAACGUGGGGAACCGAACAGUGGUGCGAGUCUUCUUACUGGGCCAGACGCCCCCAGAGGACAACCAUCCUGACCUUUCAGAUAUGCUGAAAUUUGAGAGUGAGAAGCACCAAGACAUUCUUAUGUGGAACUACAGAGACACUUUCUUCAACUUGUCUCUGAAAGAAGUGCUCUUUCUCAGGUGGGUGAGCACUUCUUGCCCAAACGCAGAGUUUGUCUUUAAGGGCGAUGACGAUGUGUUUGUGAACACCCAUCACAUCCUGAAUUACUUGAAUAGCUUAUCCAAGAACAAAGCCAAAGAUUUGUUUAUAGGAGAUGUGAUCCACAAUGCUGGUCCUCAUCGGGAUAAGAAACUGAAGUACUACAUCCCAGAAGUUGUUUACACUGGUGUCUACCCGCCGUAUGCGGGCGGAGGCGGGUUCCUCUACUCUGGCCAUCUGGCCCUGAGGCUGCACAGUAUAACUGACCAGGUCCUUCUCUACCCCAUUGAUGAUGUUUAUACUGGAAUGUGCCUUCAGAAGCUUGGCCUCCUUCCGGAGAAACACAAAGGCUUCAGGACAUUUGAUAUAGAAGAGAAAAACAAGAAUAACAUUUGUUCCUAUCUAGAUUUGAUGUUAGUACACAGCAGGAAACCUCAAGAGAUGAUUGAUAUUUGGUCUCGGUUGCAAAAUGCUCAUUUAAAUUGCUAAAAUGUAUGGAAACAAAAUUUUGCAUAGAAAGACUAUAUCUUGAAUAGUUCCCACGUUAUAUUCUCUCCCAUUAGGGGUAAUGUCUAUGUUAAAUCAUCAAAAUUGCCUUUGUAAGUAGUAUCCAUUUGAGGGCCUUUAAACCCUGCAAUGUGGUACUUUCUAAAGAAGGAAAGCAAAAGAUCCUGAUAUUUUGUGGAGGAUAUGCUGGGGUGAUUGCAUCUGAUCCUUUCUGCUGGCUCAGUGGUAAUUAUUUUCUAAUUUGCUUCCCUUCUCAUCUGGAAUGAUGUCUCUGAAGUUUGACCAUUUUAAGUUAUUUUUGUUUUACCCUCAUUUGAAAAUAUUCCUACUUUCCAUUAUAAUGGGUGAAUUAUCUGCAAUUUAGGUGUUUAUGAACCUAUUGGCUACAAAGACUUUGUUAUACAUGAUUCAGUGGUUUUUGUGAAAUGGAAUUUUAUUUUUUUCUUGUGUUAGUCUAAUCUGUUAAUUUUGCAAAAUGAGAAUCACUGUGUGAUCAUUACCCAGUUUAAUCUUGUAAUGGCCUUAUGGUUAUAAUAAAGAGAAAAUUUAACUGUUCUUGUAUUUGAUUUGGGUGGUAUCAUAAUAGUUCUCUGCUUUUAGUAUUUGAAAAUAAUGUGUACGAUUCCAUAAUGGCCAACUGAAGAUUGAACUGACCCUGGCAACCUUAUUGUGUUUUAUGAUUUUUCAACGUGGACCAGGAAAGUGUAGGUAACUUUUGAACUUCAAGUGAAGUUGCAGACCUUUUCAUGUGAUUUAUCAGUUUAAAAUUCCAUGAUUCUAUUCCUGCUGUAUUUUCACAUGUUGCUUAUACAAAAUGACUCUUCUGACUAGUGACUGCUUCCCUGUCUCGGUGUAGAAGUGCCUGUGCGUUUAUUUAUUGUUCAGAUCAAAGACCAAAACAUUUUCUUAAAUAUAUUUUGUGUAAUAUUUUAUUUGUAUACAGCGUUGUUGAUGAUAUAUUUAACUAGAGCAUGAUAUUUUAAGUGUUAAGGUAUAAUGUGUUAAAUAAAGCUAACUGUUAUUUUGGAAUUUUAAAAAUUCAUUUUGAG
This is a messenger RNA of Equus quagga, 2432 nucleotides long. Its product is annotated as N-acetyllactosaminide beta-1,3-N-acetylglucosaminyltransferase 2. Lineage: Eukaryota; Metazoa; Chordata; Mammalia; Perissodactyla; Equidae. The record is from RefSeq and is a predicted model, not a curated record. The transcript has a single exon. Gene Ontology annotation, molecular function: hexosyltransferase activity. Gene Ontology annotation, cellular component: membrane. The coding region runs from base 172 to 1365 and encodes 397 amino acids.